Messenger RNA from Phytophthora sojae, 1125 nucleotides. RefSeq lists its product as hypothetical. NCBI's taxonomy places the organism in Eukaryota, Oomycota, Peronosporomycetes, Peronosporales, Peronosporaceae. The transcript has a single exon. The coding region runs from base 1 to 1125 and encodes 374 amino acids. The record is from RefSeq and is a predicted model, not a curated record.
AUGGAUCCAACUGCAUCUACGGCGACCAGGCAAAAGUUUUACGACGGGCUGCUCCGCAUCCCGACGGUACUGCUCCACAGCAGAGGCCUCGACGUCACGCAGCAUCGGAGUCGCAGCAGGGACGCGGCUGGCGAGAACCUCCGACCUGAUGUCAUUGUGCACCUUCAAGGGUUAGUGGUGCUGCGUGGUGAAGAGGCAGACACCCGCGUCUGGUUGGGCACCCCACGCGCGCGGCUCGCGACGAAAAUGCGUGAAUGGAGCCGCAUGUUCUACGGCGACCUUCCCUACACACUGGGCUACGUCACGAGUGGCGACUGGCUCGGUAUUGUGGUGGUUGGUGAGGACCUCUACGCGGGGCUGGUGCUACAAAUUCGCUCGAUCCGGCGGCUGGUGGCAGAUGCCAUCAAGGUGUUCUACAACUUGCCGUUCCUGCUCGAGCGGAUGAUCACCGUGUCCAAGUUCCGCCGACUGACACAACUUACACCGUACACGCCCGUCGAGGGCGAGAAAUGCACCAUCGAGCUGGUGGACGGCGCAAUUGAGCGCACGAUCGAGCGGCGACAGUGUGAGGACGACGAAGCGUUCGAGAGACUGGUGUGCAUAUACAAGACUCUGCAAGAUCUGGGUAACAGCAACGACACUGAGAGAACGCACCUUCAGACUGUGGAGUCGCUGGAGCUACACACUGAGUACAAGCUCGUAGUUCGACUGACACCGUUAGGCUCGUGUCGAGAGCCUGUAGACGUCAAGGGAGUGCGUGAGUGGGUGACAGGGAUGCUGACUGCGCUGAGCUUCUGGCAUGGGUGCAACUACUGCCACGGCGACGUGUGCUGGAGGAACAUUGUGCACGUUCCGGAUGGCACCAAUUCCGGACGCUGGGUGCUCAUUGACAUGGACGAAUCCCGUCGGCCGGAGACGACGACCAUCGAAUGGAACCACCCAUGCGAAGGAGAGCAGCUGACGUUCCGACACGACCUGCUCCAACUAGGAAAACUGUUCAAGCAACUUCACCCCACGAUCAAGUUACCGAGAGACCUGUUAGCUAUCCGUGAUAAACUGCUCGGAGCUAUGGAGGAUCCAUCAGUGCGUGCUCAAACUGUAGCGGUCAUGCUAAAGGAAGAAUAG